GCGACAGCUGUCUCCUGAAUCCCAUCGACGAAACCGAAACAACCAGCAGGCGAAGAUCCCACCAUCGAUCAUGGAAAGUCAGCAGCUCCAAACGGCACGCAAGGUGAAGAAAGUUGAAGACGACGAUGCUUUUGCCAAGUUCUACAGCAACCUCACUACAGGCACCAUGUCGAAGCUCUCCUCCGUUCUCGCUUACGCCGGUUUGCCUCUCACUGCCGAAGACGCUGUUAAUGAACAGUACAAGCAGAAAGCCAAAAAGGACACCGUCAGCGCCAGCAACGAGCCGGACGUGAAGAAGAUCUUCUCAAAAGCUGCACUAAGUGCAAUCGAGGACGAACAUCGUCAACGCGGUUCUCAAGGACGAGUCUUUGGUCCCGCGGAAAGCUUCUACGUGGUGCCGACCGGCGGAGGCACAUACUCAUAUGCCAACAUUGCGAAGCCAGUGCAACAGCACCACACCGCUAUUGACGAGGACGACGAGGAGGCCUUUGUCGAUGCGCGUGAAGCUCAAGCGUCCUCGCCGAAGAGCAGUCGCUUCUCAUCUCGAAGUAUCUCGGGUAAAGGCAAGACAGCAGAAGAAAUCGAGCUUGAGAAUAAGACUCUAAAAAGCACGCUCAUGGAGUUGACGCAACGGCUCAGCGGCUUCGAGAUGCACUCCCAAGACGCAUCAAUGGCAGCGUUGACGCAAAGUAUGGCGAGUCUCAACAACUACGGUGGUCUGGGUACGACGGCAGGCGGCGCAAAUGAUGCAGGACUUUCGGAAAGAGUGCAGCAUUUGGAGAGACAGUUGGAAGCGAAGACGGAAGAACAACAAAGGUUGCUGAAUACGAACGCAAAGCAGGAGAAGAUGCUGAAGAAGUACUCCGCAAGAUGGGAAGAGAUCAAGAAGAGCGCUCAGGAGAAAGAGAAAGCCAAGAGGGUGAAGAUGGAGGGCGAGAAAGGCGGAAGCGGGGAGGCUGAAUAACAGAGGACUUGACGAUCAUGAUUAUUUGACGACUUGAUGAUUACGAUUACAAUUACGAUCAUGUUC
This is a messenger RNA of Zymoseptoria tritici IPO323, 1030 nucleotides long. RefSeq lists its product as uncharacterized. The coding region runs from base 71 to 964 and encodes 297 amino acids. The record is from RefSeq and is a predicted model, not a curated record. NCBI's taxonomy places the organism in Eukaryota, Fungi, Ascomycota, Dothideomycetes, Mycosphaerellales, Mycosphaerellaceae. The transcript has a single exon.